ACUCUCAUCCUUCACUAAACAUCUGAGUCCUCCCCCUGUGCUGAUUGCCAGCCAUGGAAGCCAGCGCCGGCCUUGUUGCCGGGUCUCACAACCGCAAUGAGCUUGUUGUCAUUCAUGGCCAUGAGGAGCCCAAGCCGUUGAAGAACUUGGAUGGUCAAGUGUGUGAGAUCUGUGGUGAUGAAGUGGGGCUUACUGUGGAUGGUGAUCUGUUUGUUGCCUGUAAUGAAUGUGGUUUUCCAGUCUGCAGACCUUGCUAUGAGUAUGAAAGAAGAGAAGGAAGCCAACUGUGUCCUCAGUGUAAAACUAGAUAUAAGCGACUCAAAGGGAGUCCGAGGGUGGAGGGAGAUGACGAUGAAGAGGACAUAGAUGACAUCGAACAUGAGUUCAACAUUGAUGAUGAGAGGAACAAUCACAAUCAUAUGGCAGAAGCUAUGCUUCAUGGCAAGAUGAGCUAUGGUAGAGGUCCAGAUGAUGAUGAAAAUUCACAGUUUCCACCUGUUAUUGCCGGAAGAACACAGCCAGCAAAUGGUGAGCUUCCUUUAUCAUCUCAAGGUUAUGGAGAUCAGAUGUUAUCUUCUUCACUGCACAAACGUGUGCAUCCUUAUCCAGUUUCUGAACCAGGGAGUGCAAGAUGGGAUGAAAAGAGAGAGGAAGGUUGGAAAGAUAGAAUGGAUGAUUGGAAAUUGCAGCAAGGCAAUCUUGGGCCUGAACCUGAUGAUGCCAAUGACCCUGACAUGGCAAUGAUUGAUGCAGCUAGACAGCCACUGUCAAGGAAGGUACCAAUAGCAUCCAGCAAAAUUAAUCCUUACCGGAUGGUUAUUGUGGCUCGGCUCGUUAUUCUUGCCUUCUUCCUUCGAUAUCGGAUACUAAAUCCAGUGCAUGAUGCAUUGGGUUUGUGGCUAACUUCUGUGAUAUGUGAGAUCUGGUUUGCAUUUUCAUGGAUCCUCGAUCAGUUUCCCAAAUGGUUCCCUAUCGAUCGUGAAACCUACUUGGAUCGCCUAUCCCUUAGGUAUGAACCAGAGGGUGAACCUAAUUUGCUUGCUCCAGUGGACAUCUUUGUCAGUACUGUGGAUCCAAUGAAGGAACCUCCUCUUGUAACAGCCAACACAAUCUUAUCUAUCUUGGCCAUGGACUACCCAGUUGAUAAGAUUUCAUGCUACGUUUCAGAUGAUGGAGCUUCCAUGCUUACCUUUGAAGCAAUGUCUGAAACUGCAGAAUUUGCCAGGAAAUGGGUACCCUUCUGUAAGAAGUUUUCCAUAGAACCACGAGCACCUGAAAUGUACUUCUGUGAGAAGAUUGAUUAUCUAAAGGACAAAGUCCAACCAACCUUUGUAAAAGAACGUCGAGCAAUGAAGAGAGAAUAUGAAGAAUUCAAGGUCAGGAUAAAUGCUCAAGUAGCAAAAGCAGUGAAAGUUCCCACAGAAGGAUGGAUAAUGCAAGAUGGAACACCAUGGCCAGGAAACAAUACAAAGGAUCAUCCCGGUAUGAUCCAAGUCUUUCUGGGUCAUAGUGGAGGACUUGAUGCUGAAGGAAAUGAACUCCCCCGCCUAGUUUAUGUAUCUCGUGAGAAAAGACCAGGUUUCCAACAUCACAAGAAAGCUGGUGCCAUGAAUGCCUUGAUUCGUGUCUCGGCCGUGCUUACAAAUGCUCCAUUCAUGUUGAACUUGGAUUGUGAUCACUACAUAAACAAUAGCAAAGCAGCACGAGAGGCCAUGUGCUUCCUUAUGGACCCUCAAGUUGGAAAGAAAGUCUGUUAUGUUCAAUUUCCACAAAGAUUUGAUGGUAUAGAUAGGCACGAUCGUUAUGCCAACAGGAACACAGUCUUCUUUGAUAUUAACAUGAGAGGUUUAGAUGGAAUUCAGGGCCCUGUGUAUGUCGGCACAGGUUGUGUUUUCAGGAGGCAGGCUUUAUAUGGUUAUGACCCUCCGAAAGGUCCCAAACGCCCAAAAAUGGUAAGCUGCGACUGUUGUCCAUGCUUUGGACGUCGCAAGAAGCUUAAAAGUGGAGUAGAUGGAGAUGCUGCAGGGAUGGACGGCGACAAAGAGCUAUUAAUGUCUCAAAUGAAUUUUGAAAAGAAAUUUGGACAGUCGUCAAUUUUUGUUACCUCAACUUUGAUGGAAGAAGGUGGUGUUCCUCCCUCCUCAAGUCCAGCAGCCCUGCUUAAGGAAGCAAUUCACGUUAUCAGUUGUGGUUAUGAAGACAAAACUGAAUGGGGUACCGAGUUGGGCUGGAUUUAUGGAUCCAUCACAGAGGAUAUUCUAACAGGUUUCAAGAUGCAUUGCCGUGGCUGGAGAUCCAUAUACUGCAUGCCAAAGAGACCUGCAUUUAAGGGUACAGCUCCCAUCAACUUGUCUGAUCGGCUAAACCAGGUGCUUCGGUGGGCUCUCGGAUCUAUUGAAAUUUUUUUCAGUAACCACUGCCCUGUUUGGUAUGGUUAUAAGGGUGGAAAGCUAAAGUGGCUCGAGAGAUUUGCAUAUGUUAACACAACUGUCUACCCCUUCACUUCAAUACCACUUCUCGCCUACUGUACCCUCCCUGCAAUCUGCCUGCUCACGGAUAAGUUUAUCAUGCCCCCGAUAAGCACUUUUGCAAGUCUCUUCUUCAUUGCCUUGUUUCUUUCCAUUUUUGCUACGGGUAUUCUUGAGCUUAAAUGGAGUGGAGUUAGCAUUGAGGAAUGGUGGAGAAAUGAGCAGUUUUGGGUGAUUGGUGGUAUUUCAGCUCAUCUAUUUGCUGUUGUACAAGGUCUGUUGAAGGUUUUGGCUGGAAUUGAUACUAGCUUCACGGUUACAUCCAAAGCAACAGAUGAUGAGGACUUUGGAGAAUUAUAUGCCUUCAAAUGGACCACUCUGUUAAUCCCUCCAACAACUAUUUUGAUCAUCAACCUUGUUGGGGUCGUUGCAGGCAUCUCAGAUGCCAUAAACAAUGGCUAUCAAUCAUGGGGACCUCUGUUUGGUAAGCUUUUCUUCGCCUUCUGGGUGAUUGUCCAUCUCUAUCCAUUCCUUAAAGGUCUGAUGGGCAGACAAAACCGCACACCAACUAUUGUUGUCAUAUGGUCCGUGCUGUUAGCUUCGAUCUUCUCCUUGCUUUGGGUCCGAAUUGAUCCAUUUGUGAUGAAAACAAAGGGGCCUGACACUAAGAAAUGUGGACUAAAUUGCUGAAAGGCUUGCCUCUCUUUCUUGUUAUUUGAUGUGUGCAUCACCAGAAGAUUCAUGUGCAUAGCCAGGAGGUUCAUAUGCGUUCUGGACAUUGCAUACAGAUUAUGUGGACUAGAAGAAUGGGAAGCACCAGAAUGAAUAAAAGCAAGAGUGAAAUUUUUUGUGUAGUGUGAUUACGACAUGCCUAGUUUUGAGAACAAUGAAGAAAAUAUGUUUAUUUCAGUUUAUGUACACAGAACAGAGGUUUCAUCUAGACAAUUACAAUGGUGUACCUUCAA
This is a messenger RNA of Momordica charantia (bitter melon), 3433 nucleotides long. RefSeq names its product Cellulose synthase family protein (gene IRX3). NCBI's taxonomy places the organism in Eukaryota, Viridiplantae, Streptophyta, Magnoliopsida, Cucurbitales, Cucurbitaceae. Gene Ontology annotation, molecular function: cellulose synthase (UDP-forming) activity. The record is from RefSeq and is a predicted model, not a curated record. Gene Ontology annotation, cellular component: membrane. Gene Ontology annotation, biological process: cellulose biosynthetic process.